ACUCUUGAGAUGGCUCAGAAAAAACAACCUUGAUCUACUUCUUUAUAUUUUAAGUCUUCAGCACUUCUGAUGCACUUACAGAAGACUUGGAUAGACUGAUUGAAACAAUUUUGAAAUGAAUGAAAAGAUAUUCAACUGGUUUUAGAAGAUUCUAGAGCUACUAUGCCUUGUUUAUUCGUAAUCCAGCGUAUUGAAACCGUUUAAUUUUUGUUCCGCACCAGUUGUUUUGAACGAAGCCUAGUCUGUGAUCUCCCUUUGGGGUAUGAGCAUAGGUGAUCACUUUCCUAUUCUGGUGCUACUUGGUGGUCAAUCCUGUGACAGCAGUGCAAACCUCAUUAAUAUUUUCUCUUUCCACAAACAUAAUAAAGAGAGCUGACUGGCCGGGAUAUACGAUAUUCCUCAGUGUCUGGUUCGCUCAGGAAAAUUUUACGGGGAUAUGGAUUCAGGCAGUUUUCUUCAACUGCUGGCUCAGAUUGCUGAUGCUGACAGAAAAAUUACCCGGUGAGGAGAAAAGAGCUUCAUUUAGAAGAUACUGCUUGGUAUCUCCACUGAAAAACUUUGUACACAUAUGAGGUAGCAAAGUUGAAAUUUGGAAAGAGUAUAUCAAAAAUCUAUAAAAUUACCAAUUUUCAAAACUCCCGGAAAAAUUUCCGAGUAAAAAUACUUAAUGACUGGACUACAAUAUUGAAUCACAUAUUGAGAACCGUAUCCAUCCAAACUGUGCAUUUUUUGGAUUACUUCAGUUUUCUCAGGAAAACUCCAGAUGCCUCAGUACCCAGGAUAAAGAUAAUUCGCUGUUCCACUGAGAUUGUAUACAUAGUCUUUCAGGCUGAGCCCAUAUUGAGACUUCUGUAAUCAGAUCAGAGGCAUUACUGGUUGGAGAUCAGUCUGUUUGAGAAGGAACAAGAAGAAGAAGAAGAAUAACCAAAAAUUGUCCAUACAUAUUUAAAUUUAUUCUAUAUUCUACAAAAUUUUGUUCUGUGUUUUGUUUAUAACCUCACAAUUAUAAGUCGAAGUUGGUCGACUUAUUUUGAAUUUCGAAUUUGGUUUCUGCAGAGAAGAAAAACCUCCAAUUUAGGAAAAUGCUACACUUACGAUCAGUCUACACAAAUUGUAUGACUUUACCUUCUAAAUCUUUGGGGCAAAAUGUUAUGAAGAAUACUCGUUUCAUAUCUUCAAAUGCAAAAUAUGACAUAAUUGUUGUUGGUGGAGGAUUAAUUGGUGCAACACUUGCGUGUGUACUAGGAAAGAACAACCGUUUAUCUGAUAAACGAAUAUUACUUUUGGAAGGCUCCAAGAAAAAAGAAUGGAAAUUACCUCAACAUUACAGUAAUCGUGUUUCCUCCUUGAAUCAAGCAACCUGUAAUUUAUUGAAUGACAUAGGAGUUUGGAGUCAUAUACACUCUACAAGAUAUGGUAUUGUGAAAGAAAUGCAGAUAUGGGAAUCAAAUUCUGAAGCAGUCAUUAACUUCAAAGGUGACUAUUUGGAUGAAAAUUUAGCAUAUAUAGUCGAAAAUGAUAUCACCCUCAAUAGUGUAUAUAAAGAGCUUCAAAAUGUAGAAAAUGUGGAAGUUCUUCAUGAGGCAUUACUAGACGAUUUGAAAUUGUCGAGUGGCAUUGAAAACCAUAAAUUAACAUUAAAGAAUGGUUCAACUUUUAGUACAAAACUACUGCUUGGCUGUGAUGGGUACUCUUCGCAAGUUCGCCAGAAGAUGGGUGUGCUAUAUAUAUCCCAUAGUUACCAGCAAAUGGGAGUAGUAGCAACAUUAGAGCUGGAAGAGCAAUGCGAUAAUUCUAUAGCUUGGCAAAAGUUUCUACCAACAGGACCAAUGGCUUUGUUACCGCUGGAUAAUAAAACAAGCUCCUUGGUUUGGACAACGACGCCAAGUCAUGCCAAGAAAUUGAUGUCCUUGACAAAGAAACAAUUCGUUGACGAGCUCAAUGAAAAUUUGUGGAGUAAUAAGAAGAGAAACGUCGUAGUUGAAAGAAGUUCGAGGGCUUUCGACCAAUUACUACGUACUUUGAAAUGUCCUUCGAUCAAAGAUAGCCAAUUACCUCCAAAAAUCGUGAAAUGUCAAGAAGGCAGUAGAGGUUCAUUUCCGUUGGGAUUUGGCCAUGCAACAAGUUAUGUACAAAAAGGAGUUGCUUUGGUGGGAGAUGCAGCACAUAGAGUACAUCCAUUGGCUGGACAAGGAGCUAACUUGGGUUUUGGCGAUAUAACAUGCUUGAAUACAGUAUUAGGUGAAGCAGCAUAUGCUGGAAGCGAUUUGGGAGAUUUAUCAUAUUUGAAAGACUAUGAAACAGAACGACAACGUCAUAAUGUACCAACAAUGUUAGCUAUUGAUGGUUUAUACCGGCUGUAUGGAACAGAGUUUCCACCUGUGGUAUUGUUGAGAAGUCUAGGUUUACAAGCUAUUAACGCAUUAGGGCCAUUGAAGGGUUUAUUGAAGAGUCAUGCUGCCUCCUAAGUUGAAAGGCCUUUUUUCAAUCUGUUGAAAGUUUAUUUUUUGUGUUUUUAAAUUAUUAUUGCUGUGUUGACAAAUAUAAUAUUUUCUAU
Molecule: messenger RNA, 2557 nt
Organism: Harmonia axyridis
Lineage: Eukaryota; Metazoa; Arthropoda; Insecta; Coleoptera; Coccinellidae
Gene: Coq6
Product: ubiquinone biosynthesis monooxygenase COQ6, mitochondrial
Exons: 10
Coding region: 1083-2468 (461 amino acids)
Biological process (GO): ubiquinone biosynthetic process
Cellular component (GO): mitochondrion
Molecular function (GO): FAD binding; oxidoreductase activity, acting on paired donors, with incorporation or reduction of molecular oxygen, NAD(P)H as one donor, and incorporation of one atom of oxygen; 2-octaprenyl-6-methoxyphenol hydroxylase activity
Source: RefSeq, a predicted model, not a curated record